AUGACGGUUCCAGCUCCCUUACACCAGAAGGGCAUCAUUGGCGUCGAUGGAGGCGGCCUUGAAUUCGUGGAAGAUGCCGCUAUUCCUGCGCUGGAAGACGACAUGGUACUUGUACGGAACUCUGCCGUCGCCGUCAACCCUGUGGAUGCGAAAAUGUCCGCUCCUAAUCUUGUUACACCCAGAGCGUUAGCUGGACAUGAUUUUGCUGGCAUAGUUGAGGCUAUUGGAUCGAAAGUAUGGACUGCAUCUCCAAUUGCCAUUGGAGAUCGGGUCUGUGGUGCGGUUCAGGGCCUUCACAAGCUUUCUCCUAAUGUGGGAGCGUAUGCAGAGUACGUAGGCGCAUCUGACGUCGCUGUCAUCAAGGUACCAGACCACAUGUCUAUGGAGGAGGCUGCGUCCUUGGGCACUGGAAUUGGGACUAUGGGUUUGGCUCUCUUUCAUAACCUUGGUGUCCCAGGAUAUCCUACCAAGCCUGCGGCCACCCCGAAGACAGUUUUGGUAUAUGGUGGCAGUACAGCAAGUGGUACUAUUGCCCUUCAACUUCUCAAACUGUCUGGCCUAACGCCAAUUACAACCUGCUCCCCGUCGAAUUUUGAUCUGGUUCGAUCAUAUGGAGCUGCUCAUUGUUUUGACUACCGAUCAGAAACUUGCAUUGAAGACAUCAAGAAGUUCACGAAGGACGCUCUCAAAUACAUUAUUGACUGCGUUUCGGAGCCCGACACGAUGGAGUUCUGCCACAAGUGCGUAGGUCGGACUGGCGGCAAGUUGACGACGUUGGAACCACCGCCUAAGUACCUCACGUCCAGAGCCAGAACUGUAAAGGUAGACUGGGUUUUAGGUCCUGCACUGCAUGGUAAGCAGAUUGCGUGGCCACCCCCAAUGGAAAGGGAGGCAAGCUCCGAAAUGCGAGAAUUUGCCAAAACGUGGUUCACCACUGUACAAGAACUAGUUGAUCAGGGCAAGGUAAAAACUCAUCCUCUGAAAGUUAUGGACGGGGGCCUACCUGCUGUUCUAGAUGGCCUUCAAUUGCUUAAGGAUAAAAAGAUUUCAGGUCAGAAGCUAGUCUAUAACAUAGCUUAA
Molecule: messenger RNA, 1080 nt
Organism: Trichoderma aggressivum f. europaeum
Lineage: Eukaryota; Fungi; Ascomycota; Sordariomycetes; Hypocreales; Hypocreaceae
Exons: 3
Coding region: 1-1080 (359 amino acids)
Molecular function (GO): oxidoreductase activity, acting on NAD(P)H
Source: RefSeq, a predicted model, not a curated record